GAGCGGCGCGAGCCGGUUCCAUGGCGGACCCCCGAGCGGAGUCGGAGCCCCUUCUGAGCCGGGCCCGGGGCGACGGCGGCCGCGACUGCCCUGCGGGCUCAGCCUCUUGCCGCCCUGGUGCCGCGUCUUGGCGGGACCUCUGCUUUGACCAGGCUGCUGUCUUCAUCGAAGAUGCGAUCCAGUAUCGCUCCAUUAACCACCGCAUGGAUGUCAGGUCGAUGUGGCUUUACCGGUUGUAUUACUCGAACACGUGCCAAUGGAUAUUGAGCCUCACCAUUUUCUUGAUCCUGUUUUUGGCCUUUAUCGAGAGCCCUUCCUCGCUCACUAGCACCGCGGACAUCCGCUACCGCUCGGCCCCCUGGGAUCCACCCUGCGGCCUGACCGAGGGCGUCGAGGUGCUCUGCCUGCUGGUCUUUGUGGCCGACGUCUCUGUGAAGAGCUACCUGGUUGGGUGGGCCCAGUUCCGGACGAACCCCUGGCUGCUGGCCUACCUCGCGGUGCUGGUCGUGUCUCUCACGGACUGGAUUGUGUCGCUGAGUCUGCUUUGCCAGGAGCGGCUGCGGAUCCGCAGGCUCCUGCGGCCGUUCUUCCUGAUGCAGAACUCGUCCAUGAUGAAGAAGACGCUCAAGUGUAUCCGGUCGUCGCUGCCGGAGAUGGCCAGUGUCCUGCUGCUGCUGGCGCUGCACCUGUACGUCUUCACCAUGUCUGGGAUGCUGCUCUUCACAGGCGAGAAGCAGGGCGAUGGGCAGGACCGGGAGAGGCGGAUCUAUUUUCGCAACCUGCCGGAGGCUCUGACCUCCCUCCUGGUGCUGCUGACCACCGCCAACAACCCUGACGUUAUGAUUCCUGCAUAUUCCAAGAACCGGGCCUACGCCAUCUUUUUCAUAGUCUUCACCCUGAUAGGGAGCUUGUUUCUGAUGAACCUGCUGACGGCCAUCAUCUACAAUCAGUUCCGGGGCUACCUCAUGAAGUCCUUCCAGACCUCGCUGUUCCGGAGGCGGCUGGGAGUGCGGGCCGCCUACGAGGUGCUCUCCUCCCUGACAGCGGAGGGAGAAGCCCACCCCCGAGAAGUCGGGGUGCGGCCCCGGGACUUCCUGCAGGUGCUUCAGCGAGUCCAGCUGUCCAGCUCCCACACACAGGCCGUCGUGGAGAAGGUGCGUUCCUAUGGUGGCGACCUGCUGUCAGCCGGCGAGUUUCAGAAACUCUUUAAUGAGUUUGACAAAAGGGUGAUUAAAGAGCCCCCACCGCGGCCCGAGUACCCGUCUCCCUUCCUGAGGAGGGCCCAGAUCGUCUGCAGCCACCGCUACUUUGACUACCUGGGGAACUUCAUCGCCCUUGGGAACCUCGUGUCCAUUUCUGUGUUCCUGGUGAUAGAUGCAGACGUGCUGCCCGAGGACCGAGACGACUUUGUCCUAGGGAUUCUCAACUGCGUCUUCAUCCUUUACUACCUGCUGGAAUUGCUGCUGAAGGUGUUUGCCCUGGGCCUGCCGGGCUACCUGGCCCACUCCAGCAACGUGUUUGAUGGCCUGCUCACCGUCGUCCUGCUGGUUUUGGAGAUCUCAACUCUGGCUGUGUACCGGUUCCCACACCCGGGCUGGAAGCCAGAGAGGCUGGGCCUGCUGUCGCUGUGGGACAUGGCCCGGCUGGUGAACACACUCAUCGUGGUCCGGUUCCUGCGCAUUAUCCCGAGCCUGAAGCUAAUGGCUGUGGUGGCCAGUACCAUCCUGGACCUGAUCAGAAACAUGCGGGCUUUUGGCGGGAUCCUGGUGGUGGUGUACUACGUCUUCGCCAUCCUGGGCAUCAGCCUGUUCCGCGGCGUCAUCGUGGCUCCUGGAAACGGCAGCCUGAGCCCUGACAAUAGCUCGGCACCCUGCGGAAGCUUUGAGCAGCUGGAGUACUGGCCCAACAACUUCGAUGACUUUGCGGCCGCCCUCAUCACUCUGUGGAACGUGAUGGUGGUGAACAACUGGCAGGUGUUCCUGGAGGCCUAUCGGCGCUACUCGGGCCCGUGGUCGAAGAUCUACUUUGUGUUGUGGUGGCUGGUGUCGUCUGUCAUCUGGGUCAACCUGUUUUUGGCUCUGAUCCUGGAGAAUUUUCUUCACAAGUGGGACCGCCGCAGUCACCUGCAGUCCCUCGCUGGGGACCCGGACAGCACCUAUCAGAUGAGUGCAGAGCUCUUGUUCAGGGAGGUCCUGGAGGAGCCGACUGAGGACGAGCUCACGGAGAAGCUGAGCCACCACCCGCACCUGCGGCUGUGCAGGCUGGGGCUGAGAGCAGAGGCCCCGGGUCACUGCUGAUCCGAACCACGAACCACCACCAGCUUUUCUUGGUGGCACCCGAGUGGGCUGCUUGAACUUUGUGUGGCGUCUGGGCCAUGCCGCUCUCUUCGUAAGCUGGCUUCAGCAGGACUCCGGCUCCUCGGAGUCCUGGAAGAGGGUGACUCCUCAGGGACUCUCAAGACUGAGCAGCGGGAAGCCGCGGCCUGCCUUCCAGAGCCUGUGAUUUCCGUGGUGCCUUCACUGGUGGCUUUCGGGGACCAGAGGCCCGCCUGGGGCCCGUGCAGGCCAGCCAGCAGCUUCCCAGGGCAUUAGGUUUGGGAUCCUAGUGGUUUUACGUGAGGAGGAUCUUAACCGUUUCAUUAUUUAAUGGUUCGUGUGAGUGUGAUUGGGUGUAUUUCUUUAUGGGUCAGAAUGCCAGUAAUUUUUAUCCUGAAGUCUUGCAAAGAA
This is a messenger RNA of Lontra canadensis (Northern American river otter), 2726 nucleotides long. RefSeq names its product two pore segment channel 2 (gene TPCN2). The transcript is spliced from 26 exons. The record is from RefSeq and is a predicted model, not a curated record. Gene Ontology annotation, biological process: monoatomic ion transport; transmembrane transport. Gene Ontology annotation, molecular function: voltage-gated channel activity; monoatomic ion channel activity. The coding region runs from base 21 to 2297 and encodes 758 amino acids. Gene Ontology annotation, cellular component: lysosomal membrane. NCBI's taxonomy places the organism in Eukaryota, Metazoa, Chordata, Mammalia, Carnivora, Mustelidae.